This is a messenger RNA of Oldenlandia corymbosa var. corymbosa, 1254 nucleotides long. The record is from the annotation of a GenBank genome assembly. NCBI's taxonomy places the organism in Eukaryota, Viridiplantae, Streptophyta, Magnoliopsida, Gentianales, Rubiaceae.
AUGGAUGGUGGUGGUUCAAAUGGGUCAACCCCAGCCAGGCUUGAGGGGAACGCAGCUGCAAUGGUAGUAUGUUGGUUUCUUGGACUGGGGUCUCUGGUAUCCUGGAAUAGUAUGCUCACCAUUGGGGACUACUAUUACGCCUUGUUCCCAGAUUACCAUCCCUCAAGGGUACUUACUCUGGUUUAUCAACCAUUUGCUGUUGGAACAAUCUCAAUCCUUGCAUAUCAUGAAGCAAAGCUGAAUACAAGGAAAAGAAAUUUAGCGGGCUAUACACUAUUCUUUCUCAGCACAUUGGCUCUACUACUGCUAGAUCUGGGCACUUCGGGAAAAGGAGGACUCGGAAAUUUUAUAGGUAUUUGUAUUCUUGUUGGUGCUUUUGGAGUUGCAGAUGCCCACGUUCAAGGUGGAAUGGUUGGUGACCUAUCCUUGAUGCGCCCUGACUACGUCCAGUCCUUCUUUUGCGGCCUUGCUGCAUCAGGUGCUCUCACGUCUGGUUUAAGGCUAAUGACAAAAGCAGCCUUUGAAAACUCUAACAAUGGCCUUCGCAAGGGUGUCAUUCUAUUUCUUGCCAUCUCUGCAUUCUUUGAGUUUCUGUGUAUUUUGCUAUACGCUUAUGUCUUCCCUAAGCUGCCAAUUGUAAAAUACUACCGCGCUAAGGCAGCUUCGGAAGGAUCAAAAACUGUCUCUGCUGAUCUUGCUGCUGCUGGCAUUAAGAAAGAAGCAAAUCAAAGAGAUGACAAAUCCCUGGAGCGGUUGAGCAUCAAACAAUUGCUCAUUCAGAACUGGGAUUAUUGUCUUGAUCUCUAUCUGAUUUAUGUCCUGACUUUAUCAAUUUUCCCUGGAUUUCUGUACGAAAACACGGGGCACCACAAGUUGGGCGACUGGUAUGCCCUUGUUUUGAUUGCAAUGUACAACGUCUGGGAUUUAAUAUCAAGAUACAUCCCAUUAAUUGACUGCAUCCGGAUAAAAUCACGAAAGGGCCUCAUGUUUGCUACACUUGCUCGUUUCUUGCUCAUCCCUUGUUUCUAUUUCACUGCAAAAUACGGUGAUCAAGGGUGGAUGAUAUUUCUCGUAUCCUUCCUAGGACUAACCAAUGGCUACCUAACUGUUUGUGUAAUGGUUGCUGCUCCAGAAGGCUACAAGGGGCCGGAGCAAAAUGCUUUAGGGAACUUGUUAAUCGUGUUUUUGCUUGGUGGCAUAUUUUCUGGAGUGGCUCUUGAUUGGUUAUGGAUUAUUGGAAAUGGAACAUUUUAG